Cololabis saira (Pacific saury) is the source of this 1396-nucleotide messenger RNA. RefSeq names its product regulator of G-protein signaling 8. The transcript is spliced from 6 exons. The coding region runs from base 135 to 1145 and encodes 336 amino acids. NCBI's taxonomy places the organism in Eukaryota, Metazoa, Chordata, Actinopteri, Beloniformes, Belonidae. The record is from RefSeq and is a predicted model, not a curated record.
GUGGGAACCAGGUGGGAACCAGGUGGGAACCAGGUGGGAACCCCGCCAGAGCGCCGGCUCACCUCGCCUCACCUCCACCUGGGGACAGCAGAACUUCCUCCUCCGGCACGUCGUCCGUCCCUUCCUGGCUGACCAUGCGGAGAUUCAGCUCGGAGGGAUCCCUCCUGGACCUGGACUUCCUGCCGUGGAAGAAGGUGGCGCUGAAGAGCUCCUGCUGCGGAGCCAAGCGGGACUCGGGCACGUACGCCCCCUACGUGGCGAAGGAUGAGCUGGACGGGGGGUCAGGGGGGGCGGGGGGGCCGCCCCCUUCCAUCCAGGAGCCCCGGACGAGCCCCGGCGGGGGCAGGGGCGAGCUGACCCGGGAGCACAGCGUCAGUGUGCAGAAUCUGAGCGGGCUGGGCAAACAGGACCAACUGGACCAGAACCUGCUGCGGGUGACCGCCAUCAGCGAGGGCUGCCGGGCCUACAGCGACAGCCAGCUGGCGCCGGACCCCAAGGGCAGCACGGAGAGCAUGGACCUGGCUCCGUCGACGGCGUCGUCGUCCUGGAAACCCCAGAACCGGCACCACCACCGGGCCCGGCUGUCUGCCGCCAAGGUGCACCUGCGGAGUCUGUUCGGCCAGAGUCCUCAUUCAUCCAACUCAAGUCUGAAUGCAGAGCAAAAAGACAGUGCCAAAGAGAGGAGGUCUCGUCACCUCUUCAUGCGUCAGUGGAGUCAGGUCGGUCAUGGGAAGAAGAGCAAGAUCAGCCGUGAGGAGCUGGAGAAGUGGGGGGAGUCCCUCAACACGUUACUGGCCAGCCCAACUGGUGUUUCAGUUUUUGGAGCGUUCCUGCGCUCAGAGUUCAGCGAGGAGAACCUGCAGUUCUACCUGGCCUGCGAGCAGUACAGAAACUCAUCCAGCAACUUCAGCCUUGGGAGGAGGGCCAAAGACAUCUGCGCUACCUACAUCGUAGCAGGAGCCCCCCGCGAGGUGAACUUGGACAGCAAGACUCGGGACCUGACCAUCGAGCUGCUCCAGGCUCCUUCCCACAAUUCCCUGCUCCACGCUCAGAAGCGAAUCUACUUGCUGCUGGACACAGAUUGUUUCCCACGAUUCCUCCAGUCCACCAUCUACCAGUCCUUAUUGCAGGGAGAUGAUGACUAACAGCCACGUGCAAGGGCCGAUCGUGGGAACGGCGGAUCCAGGACUUCUGGAUAACUGAGACUCCGAUACGUUAGGACACAAAUCCUCUGAGGGAAACUGGAUAUGGAGCACUGCAGAAAUGUGGACACUGAGUGUGAGGUGGACUGGACUUGAGGAACAGGUGACCAGUUUGAUUGAGACGUUUGUGCAGGGAACCAGUAACCAGUGAAUGGUCCUAGAUGGUGAAAUAAAGCCAGAGUGCCCCAGCUGUC